AUGAUAAUUCCCAAUUGGAAUAAGAGAAUCUUGAAAUUUUCUAAUUUUAAGAACAAAAUUAAAGUUUCCUUUGUCAUUUACGCAGAUAUAGAAUGUCUCCUAUUAAAGUAUUCCGAUCCUACCAUUCCAACGGCGAACAUGAGAAAAAUUCAACAUCAUGUACCUUAUAGUGUAGCUUUUCUACUAAAAUGUUCAUAUGAUGAUUCAUUAACACAAUUUAAAAUUUAUACAGGAGAGGACUGUAUAUCCUGGUUUGUUAAAGAAUUAGGGUUAAUCAGUAAAAAACUGGAUGAUAUCUAUUCAAACGUUGUUCCAAUGACACCUUUGACAAAUCUAGAAGAAAAUCAAUUUUUAAAUGCAGAAUUAUGUUAUAUUUGCACACAACCCUUUUCAGAUGAUGAUAUUAAAUGCAAAGAUCAUUGCCACAGGACUGGAACCUAUAGGGGUCCUUCACAUCAAUGUUGCAAUUUACAGUUACGUGAAACUUUUAUGAUACCUAUAGUAUUUCAUAAUUUGGGAUAUGAUAGUCACUUCCUAAUUAAACAUUUAAAUACGGACAUUGAAGGAAAUUUUCAAAUAUUACCUCUAAAUAAAGAAAGAUAUAUUUCCUUUACAAAAUUUGUACAAGGUACUAAAUGCAGUUUACGAUUUAUCGAUUCCUAUAGAUUUAUGUCUGAAAGUAUCGAUAAGCUUGCCUCCUAUUUGACUACUUCUCAAAACAAAAUUUUAAAAUCGUUUUUCCCAAAUGAAAUCCAAUUUAAUUUGUUGACACGAAAAGGUGUUUUUCCUUAUGAGUAUUUAGAUUCUUGGGAGAAACUUAAAGAUGAAAAUUUACCUCCUAAAAAUGCUUUUUAUAGCACUCUUACUAAAACACAUAUUAGUGAUGAUGAUUACAAUCAUGCAUGCAACAUAUGGACAGAAUUUCAUAAUACGUUAAAAGAUUUUUCGGAAAUUUAUCUAACUACAGACGUAUUAUUAUUAGGUGAUAUUGUUGAAAAUUUUCGGAAAACUUCUUUAAAAACAUAUGGCUUAGAUCCUCUUCACUAUUACACAGCUCCAGGAUUAUCAUUUGAUGCAUGUCUGAAGAUUACUGGAGUAGAAAUUGAGUUAUUAGAUGACAUAGAUAAAGUAAUGUUUAUCGAACGAGGUCUACGAGGAGGAAUUUCACAAGUAUCCAAUAGAUAUGGCAAAGCAAAUAAUAAAUAUAUGAGUAAAGACUAUAAUGAACAAGAUCGUGAUUCCUACUUAAUAUAUUGGGAUUUUGUAAAUUUAUAUGGUACAAUAAUGUGUUUUUCUCUACCUUAUGGAGGUUUUGAAUGGAUAGAUCCUAAUGUGAUGUCAGAUAUUACAACCGUUGAUAAAAACUCUGAUAUCGGAUAUAUAUUAGAAUGUGACAUUAUUUAUUCAAAAGAACUAUUUAAUAUACACAAAGAUUUACCCUUAUGUCCUGAACAUCUAAUACCACCAAAAUCAAAAUCCAAAGUAACAAAAUUAUUAACAACUUUAUUUGAUAAAAAACACUAUAUAAUUCAUUACAGAGCUCUUCAACAAGCAGUAACACUAGGUUUAAAACUUGAUAAAAUUUACAGAGUCUUAAAAUUCAAUCAGGCACCUUGGGUGAAGAAAUAUGUUGAUCUAAAUACAGAACUUAGGAAAAAAAGUAAAAAUGAAUUUGAAUCAAAUAAUUACAAAAUGAUGACAAAUUCCUUCUUCGGUAAGACCUGUGAAAAUGUACGUAAAUACAAGGACUGUAAAUUACUAUCAAAGUGGGAAGGCCGUUAUGGUGUUCGAAAUUACAUUUCAAAACCCAAUUUUCAUAGUCUAUCUAUUAUUAAUGAAAAUCUUGUAGUUGUAGAAAUGAAGCGAACACAAAUAACAUUUAAUAAACCUCUUUUUAUAGGUUUUUCUAUUUUAGAUUUAUCUAAAGUUUGGUUGUACGACUUCCAUUAUAACUAUACUAAAAACAAAUUUGGAGAUAACGCAAAACUCCUUUAUUGUGACACUGACUCUUUAAUUUAUCAUAUUUUCGACGAAAAUGUAUAUGAGCAUAUGAGGGCUGAUAUAAAUAAGUUUGACACAUCAAAUUUUUCAGUAAAUAAUGCCUAUAACAUGCCACUAUGUAAUAAAAAAGUUUUAGGAUUAAUGAAAGAUGAAAAUGGUGGUCGAAUUAUGACUGAGUUUGUAGGUUUACGAUCAAAAAUGUAUGCAUUAAAAGUAUUAAAUGAAAAAGAAGAAUAUAGUAUUAAAAAAGCUAAAGGCAUAAAAAAAGUGAAUUAA
This is a messenger RNA of Diabrotica virgifera virgifera (western corn rootworm), 2277 nucleotides long. RefSeq lists its product as uncharacterized. The transcript has a single exon. NCBI's taxonomy places the organism in Eukaryota, Metazoa, Arthropoda, Insecta, Coleoptera, Chrysomelidae. The coding region runs from base 1 to 2277 and encodes 758 amino acids. The record is from RefSeq and is a predicted model, not a curated record. Gene Ontology annotation, molecular function: nucleic acid binding.